Messenger RNA from Olea europaea var. sylvestris, 2231 nucleotides. RefSeq lists its product as uncharacterized. The transcript is spliced from 10 exons. The coding region runs from base 120 to 1826 and encodes 568 amino acids. The record is from RefSeq and is a predicted model, not a curated record. Gene Ontology annotation, biological process: vegetative to reproductive phase transition of meristem. NCBI's taxonomy places the organism in Eukaryota, Viridiplantae, Streptophyta, Magnoliopsida, Lamiales, Oleaceae.
ACAGAGGGGAUAAUGUUGUAUUUUGCGUCUGUCAGUCUGUCACUAUCUGGAACCUCUUUCGGCGAGAAUCCCACCUCGACUGUUCGGCUGCAGACACGCGGCACAAGUGCCACCAUCUCAUGACACGAAACCUUCCCCUCUUUCUUUUACUGUUUCAAAAUUUACAUACGUACUCACUCAUUUAUUCCUUCGUCAACAAAAAACAGGCAGAGAAGCCGAUCAUACUCUCAAAAUCUCUGCGUUUCCGUUUUUGCCCUGUCAAGUUUUUCUGUAUUUGCUCGGCGAUUCCAUAUAUGGAGGUGCCGUCUGGGUUUAUAGCCAAGCUAUGGAGUUUUAUCUCAUUUUUACCCUUCUUUCUCUUGCUCUUCACCCUUGGCCUUCUCAAAGGGUUGAUCAUAUGUCCAAUUGUGAUUGGCAUCAUAGCGGUUGGAAACUCGGCAGUGGUGAUUGGACUUUGGCCCGCCCAUUUUAUUUGGACUUACUACUGUGUAGCAAAAAGCAAGAGGCUAGGAUGGAUUUUGAAGAUUAUGGUAUUGUUGUCACUACUAAUUCCCCUGAUCCUGUGGCCCAUCAUUGCAAUUCUUGGAAGUAUCCUUGGGGGGAUAGGAUAUGGGUUUUUUGCUCCCUUGAUUGCAACUUUUGAGGCUGUUGGAGAAAAUGUGACUGACAAAUUUUACCACUGCUUUACUGACGGUUGUUGUUCAACUCUUGAAGGCAGCUGUACAGUGGUUCGGGAUUUUACAGAUUUUUGCUUCCAUUCCUACUUCUCCUACAUGGAUGAACUGGGUGAAGAAGUGUGCGAAGAUGAGAAGCCUAUGGACAUAAAGUUAUCAAAACUCCCAAGCUGUCUUUUGGUUUCUCUGCUUGCAAUUCCUGUAGAUGUUCUUCUCAUCUCUGCAGUUGCUCUAUGGAAAAGCCCAUACAUGUUAUUCACGGGGUGGAAGAGGUUAUUGGAGGACUUGAUAGGGAGGAAAGGCCCAUUUCUGGAGACAGUAUGUGUGCCAUUUGCUGGCCUAGCUAUCCUUUUAUGGCCUUUAGCCGUAGUAGGAGCCGUGAUGGCUGCUUUCUUCUCCAGCUUCUUUCUUGGUCUUUAUGGAGGAGUGAUUGUCUAUCAGGAAGAUUCUCUUUGCAUGGGACUUGCAUACAUUGUGGCAGUAAUAUCUCUGUUCGAUGAAUAUGCAAAUGACUUACUUUAUUUGAGGGAAGGGUCAUGCUUUCCCAGGCCUCGUUACCGGAAAAGCUUGAGUCCUUCCAAUGGCCUAGAAAGAAUAAAGUCGCUUGACAGGAAAGUUGGAAGAGAAGGUUCACGCAAUUCAAAGCUUGUUUCAGAAGGAUCAAGAACGGUAAAGCAAGCAAUUCAACAAUACACACCAGUGCAGGUAUGGGAUUGGCUCUUUAAAUCUUGCGAAAUUAAUGGGAAAAUGCUCCUCCGAGAGGGUCUGAUAAAUGUCAAAGACAUUGAGGUAUGUAUUCUGAAAGGAAAUUGUAAAAAGCUGGGCAUCAAGCUGCCUGCUUGGUCCAUUUUGCAAUGCCUUAUUGCAUCAGCAAAGUCUGGUUGUUCUGGGUUGCUUAUCUCUGAUGAAUUGGAAUUGACCUGGAUUAAUCGGCCAAGAGAUAAAUUUUUUGAUUGGUUCAUUGGGCCACUCUUAACCAUGAAGGAGCAGAUAAGGGGACUUAAACUGGAGGAAAAUGAGGAAAUUUGCUUGAAAAAGUUGAUCAUGGCAUGCAAAAAUGAUAGACCCGAGGAAUGGGAUGACACUGGAUUCCCAUCCAGUGACAAUGUUAGAAAAGCACAAUUGCAAGCUGUUAUUAGGAGCUUGAAUUAGUGUACCUAUAUCUAUACAACAGGCUGCAAGGAAUUGUUGCUUCCAUGUCCCGGAUACCAACAUUUAGACGUCGUUUCCAGAAUUUGGUGAAGCUGUUGUAUAUAGAAGCUAUGCAGACUGGUCUCUUGGUGGAUCAUGCUGUUGGUUUAUCAAAUUCUGGACGUGGUAGCAGAUCCUAUCAAAGAGGGAUCAGAAAAGAUGAGGAUACAGAGGACAGUAAGGAGAUUACUCAUGACAUUGUAAAUGCAGUAUGAUUAUAAAUCACGAGAUAUUUUCACCAGCAACUUAUGAUACGAGUUAACUCCUCCUAAUGCAUAUUGUUCGUAACUUGUAUAUUUAUGCCUAGCAUUGUCCAGCAUGUGAUUAUGUGGUGUUUGACGUGUAUAGCGGUUUUCAGCGCUUCUA